Molecule: messenger RNA, 374 nt
Organism: Rhincodon typus (whale shark)
Lineage: Eukaryota; Metazoa; Chordata; Chondrichthyes; Orectolobiformes; Rhincodontidae
Product: IQ motif and SEC7 domain-containing protein 1-like
Exons: 2
Biological process (GO): actin cytoskeleton organization; regulation of ARF protein signal transduction
Molecular function (GO): guanyl-nucleotide exchange factor activity
Source: RefSeq, a predicted model, not a curated record
UGUGUCUCUCUCUGUCUCUGUCUGUGUCUCUCUCUGUCUGUGUCUGUGUCUGUGUCUGUGUCUGUGUCUGUGUCCUGAUGGUGUGCAGGAAGCCAGAAAAGGGGAUCCAGUAUUUGAUCGAGCGCGGUUUUGUAGCAGACACACCAAUUGGCGUCGCACGCUUCAUCCUGGAACGGAAGGGAUUGAGCCGGCAGAUGAUCGGGGAAUUCCUGGGGAACCGGCAGAAGCAAUUCAACCGGGACGUGCUGGAUUGUGUGGUGGAUGAGAUGGAUUUCGGGGGAAUGGAAUUGGACGAGGCCCUUCGCAAGUUCCAGGCCCAUAUCCGGGUGCAGGGGGGAGGCUCAGAAGGUGGAGAGGCUAAUCGAGUCUUUCAG